AUGGGCGACGACACUGGGUCGCCGGGGAGCUCGGCCUCAGCACAUCGAGGAACGCUUGCAUCGUGCAAGCUCUGGCUCAAAGGACGAUGCUUGGGAGUAAGUAAGAAAUUCGGUUUGCUGUGUUUUGUGUGUGUGUGCACGUGUGUUUGCCGCUUCUGGGGUCAGACAAAAACAACUGAGACUCUGGUCAAAUGCCCUGUGUCGACACCGUCCAUACUGGUCAAAGACCUUCGCGUGAUCACCAAGAAGGAAUCGAAUCUGAGAAAAACGAGAAAGAAACGAGGCAUCUUGCUUGCAGCGGCGGGGAAAAAGCGGCCUUUCAAGAAGAGCAAGAUUGCGGUCCCCGCACCGAGCUGCUACGAAUCCUGGCCUGUGUUUCGGCCUUUUGAUUUGUUUCAAGCAAUCGUCCAAGCGGGCUUGAUCAGCGAACUGAACCACCCAGUGCAAAGCUGGAGCGAUAAUGAGAAAGCGACGGCCUACCCAAUCUCCAUUUAUGGAGAUGAGGGCCAGAGCAAGAGAAGCAAAAACAUGCUCAUCAUUGAUUGGGCUCCACUAGCAAGCACGAAGGAACCCAUGUAUGGCAAGUUUCCUUACGUUGUCAUCAAAAGCGACCGUUUUCAUUAUGCUGGUGACCGAAACAUCACAUUGGAACAUCUCCAAGCCGAUCUCGUCAACUCCCUUAAUCACUGCGCUGAUAGGGGGAACGGAUUGGGAGCCACGCUCCACGUGGUGACAGGAAAAGCGGAUUGGAAAUUCCGCAAGGAGUGGCUCCAACAGAGCCGUUUUUACGGCAAGAUCGGCCACGGCACUCACGGGAUUUGCGCGAGGUGUUUCGCGGCAAAACACGAUUGGUUGGAUGUCGAAGAAAAAUUCAACAACCCAGCGGAUAUUGCUCGGGCUCAGGAAACAGCAGUGGGGCCCAACAUACCCUUCCGGGAACUCAGCGGAUGGUCUUGCAAUAUGGAAGUACCUGAUGUUCUACAUUGCGUCUAUUUGGGCUCUGGCAGAGACCUUGUUGGAAGCAUAGCUAUGGAAAUGGCUGAAAGAAGGCAAGACUUGACUGGGUCAACGUAUGAUGAACGUUUGGAUUGUUUGCGGCGGGACAUCCAAGCUUGGUGUGGUAAACACAAUAUCAGACCAUCGACCAUUGAUGAACUGAGAUUCUUGUUCUUAAGGCAAACAACGCUGGAGAGUUUCCCAUGUUUGUUUUCCGACUCCCAAUAA
Molecule: messenger RNA, 1224 nt
Organism: Symbiodinium sp. CCMP2456
Lineage: Eukaryota; Dinophyceae; Suessiales; Symbiodiniaceae
Source: the annotation of a GenBank genome assembly